This is a messenger RNA of Mizuhopecten yessoensis (Yesso scallop), 799 nucleotides long. RefSeq lists its product as uncharacterized. The record is from RefSeq and is a predicted model, not a curated record. The coding region runs from base 90 to 635 and encodes 181 amino acids. Lineage: Eukaryota; Metazoa; Mollusca; Bivalvia; Pectinida; Pectinidae. The transcript is spliced from 4 exons.
AUGGUUCUCGAUAUAUAAUGAAAAAUUUGAAGAAUAAGUUAUAUCUUGCGGCCAGAAGAAACACUUGAGUAGCUACUGCGCCUGGAAUCAUGCAUACCUCUGUGAUUUCACUCCUGUGUUUCGGGCUGGUCCUUGAAUCUUGCCUGGCCGGAGAUCAUGGACAGUUCUUACGAGAUUUACAGAAGAAGCUACGAGAUGAGCUUGCGAUUGGAGAUUUCGACGAUUUCAUCGAUGAGCUUCAAAAGGCUGAAUCCUGCAAUUCUGCGAAUAACUCUUCUACCUGUUGUGUUAAAUUUCGUUUGUCACAGGACAUGAAUGUUUGUGGAAUCGCAUCAUUCGAGGAGGAUACGUGUGUUAACUUUAGAGUCACACUAAACGGGAAUGUUAUAAUGGCAGACAAGAUAAAAGGCGCUGAUCCUCCCCCGAUUUGCAAGGGUUUCCAGCAGGGUUACAAUGCAUGCGUCCUCUUUGAGAAAGUUACCGUUGAUUUGAAAGGUCACACAUUUUCCGGAUGUGCAAGUAUACAACUCAAGAAGGAGUCAAAGUUCGUAAAACGGUUCCAACUCGGGUGCUUUGAACUAUCUCCGAAAUGGAAAUACCGCUUAUUGGAAAACAAAAGCAUCGGAACAUCCUAGUGAGGAAACUGAACAUACGAUUACCAAUUCUAAAUACCCAAUACUGAAAGACCAGAACCAAACUUUUUCGUUUGUUUGAUUUAAAAAAAUAUGUAUAUCUUUCAUGUUAAAUGGCACAUCAAACUCUGGUUUACCUGAUCAAUAAAUAAAACUACAUAAUGAUA